Molecule: messenger RNA, 1740 nt
Organism: Aplysia californica (California sea hare)
Lineage: Eukaryota; Metazoa; Mollusca; Gastropoda; Aplysiida; Aplysiidae
Exons: 4
Coding region: 82-1740 (552 amino acids)
Source: RefSeq, a predicted model, not a curated record
GUCUUGUCUUGUCUUGUCUUGUCUUGUCUUGUCUUAUCUUAUCUUAUCUCAUCUACAGUAUACAUCCACUAUGGGCCGUUGAUGGAGUUCCUCAAGUCGCGAGCCAACAUGCGCGAAGUCCGCCAAGCUCCCAGGUCGGCGGGUCACGUGGUGUGGUCCUCGUCCUUCCAGACCGUGGGGAGUCUAAGAAGACACUGUGACCGCCCCAUCCCUCUUGCGGAGGAAGACUCCAGCCCCAUCUCUGGUCGAAGUACUCGUCUCAAAUCUGCCCCUCCCUCUUCCUCUUACUCCGGCUCCUCCUACUCCUCCUCCUCCUCCUCGUCUUUCUCUACUUCAUCAUCAAAGAUUUCAUUGACCUCCCCUUUUGUUCUCACUGGUUUCAAGCAAUACAACGGGAGAGGUGAGGCAGGCGAUGAAGACAGUCACUCACCGGGUGGUUUGAGGCAAACUAUCUAUAAGGGAAGCAGUUCUUCAGCUUUGACAAACGCUGAAAACUUACAGUCGGGCAAGUAUAAUGUUCUUUAUAAACACAGCGAGGCUGGAAGUAGAAGGGCUUCAUCUGAAGGCGCUGGUAGUGGUAGCCGUAGAGCCAGCCAGACUAAUGGCAGAUCUACCAAUGUUCUUGUGAGGCGUCGGUCUUCCUUCUUCAAGGAGAACGGUUCAGGCAGAAGAAGGGAAAGUGGUAGUGCCCCACACAAAACAAACCACGCCAAAUCUGGACAAGAAAUAAGGCCAAAAUCCGCUCCUGGCGAGGUCUGUGAAAAAGAUGAAAAUAACGUUUCCAGAUUACAAUUUAAAAGUUCCAAAAAAUUCUCUAAAUUUCCUACCGACAAGAACAAGUUAUACCCGCCUGUUGAAAUUCAGAUAGAAGAUUCUUCCUCCAGUGACUGUUCUGAUUUCGAUAAUAACAUAUUUCGAAACGAACUUUGUCCAAACGAAGGAAACGAGCUAGCAAACCUGACUUGGUCAAAGAAUAAGACAGAACAGCAGAACAAUACGGUACUCACAGAUAAAGGCGUCGAGAGUGGCUACAACUUUAAGACCAGCGGUGAGACAGAAGACACCAACAACAGGCCCGGCUCCAACACUGGUCGCCGGAAAUCGUGCGUGGGGGUGAACGGAGAGCGCAACAAUAGAAUAAAAUCUGGGCAGUCCUCCGAAAUGGACCAGGACGCCAUGUCUCUGUCCAGCUCGACCUUCAGGGGAAGGUCACAGAGCAUCGCCAGCGGCUCCCUCAUCCUGGACCCCACUCGUUGGAGCGGCUCGCGCAGCAGGCGGCGGAGCAGUUUUUUGCUGUCACCUCGCGUGGAGAAGAAGAAAGGCGUGACUGUCGUCAUAGACCACGCCUCUAACCGGAGGAACCUCCAGCGUCGCAUGUCUUCAGAGGCCUGGUUUCAGAAAGCGGCUAAAGUCAUCCAGGACCUACCCCCGCAUCAGGCGGACACAACAGGAGAGUACGCCGAAGACCCGGACGAAAUGGCCAAGAGAUUGUGCCGACCAACGGCUUCCUCAAGAGGUAGGAAGGGUGGAAAUAUGGCACCUAGCCUGGAGAUCCAGACAAUAGUCCGGCGACUGAGCGUGUCUGAUCCCAGAGCGGUACCAGAAGCUCAGCGAAUGAUGCCCAGAGACUGGAUGUUCUUGAACUUGGAUGGUUUUGUGGAGUUCUCAAGGCUCUCAAACCAGUUGGUUCAGACUUAUGUCGGAGACAGAGAUGUAAAUUUUGAAGGUCCCAUCCGUUGA